GAAAACGAUUUCUUGUUUUUCUUUGGGUUUGAGUAGUAGAGGAGCGCAGCUUCUUUUGUGUUAAGAGAAGCCCUUUUUUUUUUUCUGUUUUCACGUUGAACCGUUGUUGUUGAGUUGACACCCCGUGCGUCUUCCUUCCCUGAAGUUCGUUGUUCUUUUUUUAAAUCGCAGUCGGUAUCCCCCUCCCCCCAAGGAGAAGGACCCACAGCAGUGCGAGACAGCUGGGCCAAAGUACCUUUACGGCCCCAAAGAAUCUUUUUUCUUCUUCUCACAUACCGAAAGGUCGAGAGGAACUCUUGUCACACACACACACACACACACACACAAAGAUCCCCAAGAAGAAAAAAGAAAAUGUUGUUCAAUAUUCGUGGUGCGAUACAAAAGGAGGAGAAGGUGAAGAACCAAAUGACGCUCGCCGACAUCCUCGCCUUCCGCGACACGUGGAAGCAGAUUCCAGAGCCGAACUUCUCCCUUGAGCGCGUGCUGCUCACGGCCCGCAUGGAGAAGCAACGCAAGGCGGAGAUCCCGAAGCUGGUGAUGACGGACAACGGCUUCCGAAUCCGCGACAAAAAGGACAUGGAUGAGUCGGAGCUGGAGCUGCGCCGCGUGCAAGGCUCGUUGAACAAGCUGACAGACAAGAACUUCGACGCAGUCGUCGAGGAAAUGCUCUCGCCUGACCUCGUGCUGAACCCUAUCGUGCUGAAGGGUGUGGUGGAUAUCAUCUUCAACAAGGCCAUGGCCGAGCCCGUCUUCUCCGGCAUCUACGCCCAGCUCUGCCAGCGCAUCAACGUGUACGAGCAGGAGCUCGUCGCGGAGGCCGAGGCGAACCCGGAGUCGGAGAUCGGCAAGCGUGUGGCAGCCCGGCGUGAGGCGGACAUGGCCCAGGGCAAGCAGCCGACCAGCGGACGCGUGCGCACCGUUCUCAUCUUGCGCUGCCAGAUGUUCCACGACAACUUCGUGAACCAACCGACGUUGUCUGACCCCGAGGCGGCCGAGCAGCUCCGCAAGCGCAACAUGGCGAACAUCAAGUUUGUCGGCGAGCUGUACAUGCGCUCGCUCAUCUUCCACCGUGUCAUUCUCGCCAUUUGCUCGACGGCGCUGGUGUUGAACUUCGUGGCGAGUUCGAAGAUGGUGACGACCGACGUCGACCUCGAGCUGGUGGUGAACUUGAUGAACGUGAUCGGCAAGAAGUUCGACGAGAACGCGUCGACGGCGCUGCAUAACGUGGCGAAGGACGCGCCGAGCUCUGAGCACCCGCACGACACGAUCUGGCGCGCGCUGAACUCGGCGAUGAAUGACCCGCGCUUCUCGCGUCGUAUUCGCUUCCUCAUCCAGAACCUACUCGAGUGGCGCAGCGAGGGCUGGAAGCCCAAGGAAACGCCGGCACAGGGCACCUCCGGCGGCGACGGGGAGGGCAACGAAGCCAACACCAACAGCAGCGAACGCGCUCAACAUCGCCCUGCUGGCGGCAACGCCGGUGGGCAAGGCGGCGGCAACAUGCACCGCAACCCCUCGAACAGCAACAUGAGCGGCGGGCCGAACAGCAGCAGCGGCAGCUCGUGGCAGCAUCAAAACGCCAACAACAACCGCGGCGGUGGCGGGAACAACAAUCGUGGAAUGCCACGCGCCAACAGCAUGGUCGAGGGCGGCGAUCCAAAAUUCAGUCGCGGUGGCGCCGCCGUCGCCGGUGGCAACCGCCAGGACCGCGUCGUGAGCUUCAACGACCUGAGCCAGUUCUCGAACUCGAACAGCGACUACAUGAUGCCGCCACCACCCUUCAACGCGCCGCAGCCCUUCGGCGCGCCCCCGCCGCCGUUCCCCGGCGAUGGCGUGACCCCUUCGGUGCCCCCGCAGGCACCGCAAUCGGCAGCGCAGAUGAGCGAGGAGGACCGCAAGCUGAUGGCGUUGGCGAUGCCGCCGAAGUGUAUCGACGACGAUCUCACCUCGAAGGUGCUGAGCGCGAUUCGCGACUCGGCCAUCGACGGGGACUGGACAGCAGCGGGCAAGGUCAUCGUGGAGCUGGUGCCGCAGGACGCCGCCUACAUGUGUCGCAUGUGCGCUGCCUACAUCGUAGUGAAGAAGAUUACUGAGACGCCGUCGGACGACGACCGCAAGCUGUUCACCGACUCACUGAACAGCGGCAUGUUCGACGUCAAGGAGCUGACCCGCGGCUACUCGUGGUUCCUCACAAAUGCGGUGGCCAACAACGUCAAGGAGGACUUCCCCCGCGCGUACAGCCGCUUCGUCGCCUGCGUGGCGGCGACGACCUCGAUGGAUUUUUUGUCGAUGGUGAGCAACGUGAUGGCCCGGACGGCGAACUACCUCGACGCGCUCUACGUCCCGCUUGAGGGGGCGGAGAUGGAGUGGGAGGAGGAUUUCCUCGAGGUGUGGACCUCCAUCCUGGAAACGUGGAAGGCGACCCACCCCGGCUCCCAGGAGAGGCCGAGCGAGCUUCUCAACUGCAUCGCGUCUGUCAAGCAGCGGCCCUUCAUGAAGGACAUUUCUUCCGAUUUUAUGAUGGAGCUGCUGCAGCAGGGCUUCAUGGCAGAGGCGGACGUGCAGAAGUGGAUCGCGGAGAACAACUCCAACGAGAAGUACCGGGCGUUUGUGGCGGAGAUGACGCAGCUUUUCCCGGAAUCGUGA
Leptomonas pyrrhocoris is the source of this 2643-nucleotide messenger RNA. RefSeq lists its product as hypothetical. Gene Ontology annotation, cellular component: eukaryotic translation initiation factor 4F complex. The transcript has a single exon. NCBI's taxonomy places the organism in Eukaryota, Euglenozoa, Kinetoplastea, Trypanosomatida, Trypanosomatidae. Gene Ontology annotation, molecular function: mRNA binding; translation initiation factor activity; protein binding. Bases 352 to 2643 code for a protein of 763 amino acids. The record is from RefSeq and is a predicted model, not a curated record.